This is a messenger RNA of Nerophis lumbriciformis (worm pipefish), 1545 nucleotides long. Lineage: Eukaryota; Metazoa; Chordata; Actinopteri; Syngnathiformes; Syngnathidae. The record is from RefSeq and is a predicted model, not a curated record.
ACCAUGAAUCUUCAGCACCCUGGGCAGCAAAUCCCUCCCGUUCACCCUGAUGUGGAGAUGAAAUCUCUGCCCUUCUAUGAUGUGCUCGAUAUCCUCAUCAAACCCUCUAGUUUAGGAGCAAGUACUGCACAAAGAUUCCUUCAAGAAAAUUAUUUUGUCUUUGCUUUGACGCCACAGCAAGUUCGAGAAGUAUGCAUAUCCAGGGAUUAUCUUCCAGGUGGCAGAAGGGAUUAUAUGGUUCAAAUUCAACUAAGGUUUUGCUUGUCGGAGACAAGUUGUCCACAAGAAGACAAUUACCCAAACAGUCUCUGUAUAAAGGUCAAUGGAAAACUUUUUCCUUUACCAGGUUAUGCACCACCCCCUAAAAAUGGGGUUGAGCAAAAGAGACCAGGAAGACCUCUCAACAUUACCUCACUGGUGCGACUAACCUCUGCAGUACCCAAUCAGAUUUCAGUGACAUGGGCACCUGAAAUUGGGAAGACCUACUCCAUGUCUGUGUACCUCGUGAGGCAGCUAACAUCACCACUGCUUCUACAGAGGCUGAGAAUGAAAGGCAUCAGAAACCCAGACCACUCCAGAGCUCUAAUAAAAGAGAAGCUAACUGCAGACCCAGACAGCGAAGUUGCUACAACAAGUCUCAGAGUCUCCCUCAUGUGUCCGUUGGGUAAGAUGCGACUUACGGUUCCAUGCCGAGCAGUGACCUGCUCUCACCUUCAAUGCUUCGAUGCUGCCCUCUACUUACAAAUGAAUGAAAAGAAACCUUCCUGGAUCUGUCCUGUCUGUGACAAGAAGGCCACAUAUGAAAGUCUCAUCAUUGAUGGAUUAUUCUUGGAGAUCUUGAAUGACUGUUCUGACGUGGAUGAAAUAAAGUUCCAACAAGAUGGUACCUGGUGUCCAAUGAGACCAAAGAAAGAGUCUGUCAAGGUCUCAUCUCAUUUGAUUACAAAAAUUGAGUCUGUUGCUCCUUUGCGACAACCUUUGGUGAUUCCACACACUGCUGAGCCCUUUCCCACAAAGAAGGUUGAUGUCAUUGAUUUGACUCUGGAAAGCUCAUCCUCCGAUGACGAGGAGGAAGACAGCCCAGAUCCACCUCUUAAGAAACGUUGUGUUUACAUUUCGAAGACUGAGGACUUGCAUACGAAAGGAGUAUUGAGUUAUCAGCCUUCCAAUAUACGCGUGCCAACUGUUCAGGCCUUGGACCCAUCCUAUCUGACCUCGUCACUGACUGAUUUUGCAGUCCCUUUUCAUCCAUCCACCUUGGCUAGCAUCCCCACAGACAUGCAGAGCCUGGACUUGUUUUCUUUAAUUCAAGCAGAUCCUCAGCAUUACAGGCCUCCAAUGUUUCUGGAAAACCUGACAAGCUCCAUGCAGAAUGUCACUUCUGCUAGCACUAGCGCAUCCCUGGUUUCUUCGUCCGGCGGCCGCUACGAAACAAACUCCCACACGGUUGUCUCCAUCCACGAAAACCGAGGCAUCCAACCUGGAGAAAGGAGUGCCGGAGGAGGAACUGACAACAAUAUAUCGGAUAUUAUUUCAUUAGACUGA